Molecule: messenger RNA, 262 nt
Organism: Paramecium octaurelia
Lineage: Eukaryota; Ciliophora; Oligohymenophorea; Peniculida; Parameciidae
Source: the annotation of a GenBank genome assembly
AUGUUAAAAUAUAAACAGUAACGACUAAUAGAAGAUGAAUCCCAGCCCUACAAAUUAAUGGUAUCACCUGCAAUCCCAUUUAUAUAAGAUCUAACAACAUAAAAUGCGUUCCUCAGAAAAAAAGAGACCCCUCAGUCGUCCAAGAACAUCAUCUGUAAAUAAACCUUAAGUAGACAUCUUGGUUGAAAUCUAAAACCAAAAUGAAAUCCUCACCAAAGCCAUUAAUUCACUAAAGAACACUAUCGAAUAGUUUAAGGAAUGA